Molecule: messenger RNA, 1458 nt
Organism: Durotheca rogersii
Lineage: Eukaryota; Fungi; Ascomycota; Sordariomycetes; Xylariales; Xylariaceae
Exons: 9
Coding region: 1-1458 (485 amino acids)
Source: RefSeq, a predicted model, not a curated record
AUGGCAGCUUGUGAACUUGGUCCUCAAUUGCUCAAUGGCUGCUUGCACGAGGCCCAUCGCACCGAAAUUGUCGCCUUCAAUCUUCAAGGCCUGCGAGAUUCUCUCGCGCAAAGCCUCCAACCCCACCUUAGCGGGAUCAUUGGGGAGAUGGCGAACACAAGCCGGUUGUUGAAAGACCUCGCGGAGCAGGCUCAGAUACACCUUUCUCAGUUGCCGGUCGUAGUCGACUACCUCAACGUCCUCCUACCAUGCCUGUGCAGGACGCUCCGAGAUAUAACGGCGUACUAUGCGGAUAAGUCUAUGGAUAGGGAGCACCGCUGGAGAACCAUGUACCACAAGAUGGGCAACGAACUUCCGGGAACGACUCUGCCAGCUAGGUUCAUCAUGUACAAUCAGUUCCUGGUGCUUCUGCAAUAUCUUCUAUUGAGAUCUCCCAAUUUUGAUAUGAACGCGAUGGAGAGUCUUCGAGCACGCAUCAUGCUGCUGCGCGAGGCUAGGAAGAUACCCCCUCCUAGUUCUAUCAGACCUGAUUAUCUCCGGCGCUAUGAGGCUUUGGACUUUUGGAACCAGGAAACGAAUUCUCAUUGGGCCGAGGCGAUCUUCACUCAACCACUGCCAACCCGGAGAGAAUUCAAGAGACAAGGAUGUACGGAUGCUUUUGGCCCUAUGCAAAUGCUCGGCUACCUCCCGCCCCUCCCCCUCGGGGUUAAGAUACUCGUAAAACGAUCAUUCGACAACGACCGCGUUUCGGUGAUCUUCUUCCUGCAGCUCAAGAACCAGGCGCCAUCCCUCUUAAUCCGUUCGAAAUGGAUGAAUCAAAACUGGGUUUCCAUUCUAGGAGUGCACGAGCUGGCCAUUCGAAGAGAUUCCGAGUCGGUUUUGUAUCUGUCGAGGUGGAGUAGAUCAGAGGACCGAGCCAAACCCUGGGCAAAUCUAGCCUUCUUAACGUGGGAAGAGAUGGUGCUCUUCUACUGUACUUUCCUAUGUCUGAGAGUCCGAAGUGAGCUCACUGUCAAUAUCAGACCCUCGGAGUUCGAGUUGCGUAAGGAGACUCGACUUUUCCAAGCCCAAAUCCAUGACGACGGGUACAGCCAUGUUCUCAUGGUACUCGAGGACGCUGCCACGGGAGGCCGUCGCCUCCAUGCGGCUGUCUGGGAAGGCAAGCUCGUAGCAUGCCCCAUAUGGACGGCGUUUAUCCCGCAGAACGUAUCCUCCACCUGGCUGCAGCGGAAAACAGACCGCCGCGUCUGGCUACGGGAUCUCCAACCGUACGUGUUCUACGAUAAAUACCAGCCGCACAACCAGCGGCGAGGGCGAUACGGUGCCUUCGAGAUCUGCUUCGUGAAUAGCGAGGCUGCGGAUAGGUUCCAGGAGCUGUUCGCGCCGUCGCCGGCACCGUCUGCCGGCACCGAGUCCACCGGGAGCACCAACGAGACCCCUACCGAGACGGCUAGUUAA